This is a messenger RNA of Cebus imitator (Panamanian white-faced capuchin), 1600 nucleotides long. RefSeq names its product actin alpha cardiac muscle 1 (gene ACTC1). The coding region runs from base 285 to 1418 and encodes 377 amino acids. The record is from RefSeq and is a predicted model, not a curated record. Gene Ontology annotation, biological process: heart contraction; actin filament organization; actin-myosin filament sliding. The transcript is spliced from 7 exons. Gene Ontology annotation, cellular component: actin filament; sarcomere. Lineage: Eukaryota; Metazoa; Chordata; Mammalia; Primates; Cebidae. Gene Ontology annotation, molecular function: myosin binding.
CUGCCCCCUCCCCUUCCUUACAUGGUCUGGGGGCCCCACUGGCUGAUCCUCUCCCCUGCCCUUGGCUCCAAGAAUGGCCUCGGUAGUCCUAGCGGGUACGAAGGCGACCAAAUAAGGCAAGGUGGCAGACCGGGCCCCCCACCCCUGCCCCCGGCUGCUCCAACUGACCCUGUCCAUCAGCGUGCUAUAAAGCGGCCCUCUUGGAGCCCGCCACCCAGCGCCCGCCGCCCUAGCCAAGCCGAGCCCACCCGCCCCGCGGACGAACCCCCUGAAGCUGUGCCAAGAUGUGUGACGACGAGGAGACCACCGCCCUGGUGUGCGACAAUGGCUCUGGGCUGGUGAAGGCCGGCUUUGCGGGCGAUGACGCUCCCCGCGCGGUCUUCCCAUCCAUCGUGGGCCGCCCGCGGCACCAGGGAGUUAUGGUUGGUAUGGGUCAGAAGGACUCCUAUGUAGGUGAUGAAGCCCAGAGCAAGCGAGGCAUCCUGACCCUGAAGUACCCCAUCGAGCACGGUAUCAUCACCAACUGGGAUGAUAUGGAGAAGAUCUGGCACCACACCUUCUACAACGAGCUCCGUGUGGCUCCUGAGGAGCACCCCACCCUGCUCACAGAGGCCCCACUGAACCCCAAGGCCAACCGGGAAAAGAUGACCCAGAUCAUGUUUGAGACCUUCAAUGUCCCUGCCAUGUACGUGGCCAUCCAGGCAGUGCUAUCCCUGUAUGCUUCUGGCCGUACCACAGGCAUUGUUCUGGACUCUGGGGAUGGUGUAACUCACAAUGUCCCCAUCUAUGAAGGCUACGCUUUGCCCCAUGCCAUCAUGCGUCUGGAUCUGGCUGGUCGGGACCUCACUGACUACCUCAUGAAGAUCCUCACUGAGCGUGGCUACUCCUUUGUCACCACUGCGGAACGUGAAAUUGUCCGUGACAUUAAAGAGAAGCUGUGCUAUGUUGCCCUGGAUUUUGAGAAUGAGAUGGCCACAGCUGCCUCUUCCUCCUCUCUGGAGAAGAGCUAUGAACUGCCUGAUGGCCAAGUCAUCACUAUUGGCAACGAGCGCUUCCGCUGUCCUGAGACGCUCUUCCAGCCCUCCUUCAUUGGUAUGGAAUCUGCUGGCAUCCAUGAAACAACUUACAAUAGCAUUAUGAAGUGUGACAUUGAUAUCCGCAAGGAUCUGUAUGCCAACAAUGUCUUAUCUGGAGGCACCACUAUGUACCCUGGCAUUGCGGAUCGUAUGCAGAAGGAAAUCACUGCCCUGGCUCCUAGCACCAUGAAGAUUAAGAUUAUUGCUCCCCCUGAGCGUAAAUACUCUGUCUGGAUUGGGGGCUCCAUCCUGGCCUCUCUGUCCACCUUCCAGCAGAUGUGGAUUAGCAAGCAAGAGUAUGAUGAGGCAGGCCCAUCCAUUGUCCACCGCAAAUGCUUCUAAGGUGCUUUCUUUCUUCAUCUACCUUCCAGUCAGGAUGAUGGUAUUAUGCUUCUUGAAGUCUUCCAAACCACCUUCCCUCAUCUCUCAUCAAUCAUUGUACAGUUUGUUUACACACGUGCAAUUUGUUUGUGCUUCUAAUAUUUAUUGCUUUAUAAAUAAACCAGACCAGGAUUUGCAACCUA